AUGACUGCAAAACCACACAUCCACCCGCGAAAAUCUAUUGGUAACUACUGGCUAGGAAAGACGCUUGGUCAUGGCUCAUCAGGAUGUGUGAAAUUAGGCUUCCAUAAAACAACCAUGGAGAAAGUCGCAAUCAAGAUUAUAUCCAAAGCCUACCUGCAGACCUCCGAGAUUUUGGCAAAUGCCACCAAGCGAGAAAUGGCUAUUCUCAAGUUGGUUCGACAUCCUAACGUCGUUCGCUACAUUGACGCUGUAGACGAUCCAAACGUUCCAUACGUCUAUAUCAUUAUGGAAUACGUUGAAGGUUGUGAGCUGUUUGACUAUUUGAUCAAAUGUAGACGCAUCAAUGAACCAGAGGCACGUCAUAUUUUUUGGCAAGUCUGUGUUGCCGUCGACUGGUGUCAUCAACGCAAUAUUUGCCACAGAGAUUUAAAACCUGAAAAUAUCUUACUUACCACGUCCAAGCAAAACGUCAAACUUGUUGAUUUUGGAAUGGCCUCAAUGCAGCCACCAACCUCUCUCUUACGGACUAGUUGUGGAUCACCACAUUAUGCCUGUCCUGAAAUCGUUACAGGAAAAAGCUAUGACGGGCGGCUGGCCGACGUCUGGUCAUGCGGUGUCAUUCUUUUCGCAUUACUUAGCGGACGUCUACCUUUUGAAGACAACAGCGUGCGAAACUUGCUGCACAGGAUUAAGAGUGGCCAGUACGUCAUGUCAACUUAUUUUUCUGAUGAUGCCCGAGAUCUGAUAAGCCGUAUGUUGACAACGGAUCCAAAGAAGCGAAUAAAGAUGGACGAAGUGUUAAGGCAUCGUUUCUUCGCGAAGGAGGAUAAUUACCAAUAUCCACAAAAUGCCUUUGAUGAAGUGUAUCAAACUGGCCAAGAGGUUGACCAAGAAACGAUAAAUGUCAUGAAAGUCCUACUACGAUCUCAGACCGAGGAAUCAAUUCGAGCGGCGUUGAUGAGUGAGAGGUAA
Messenger RNA from Umbelopsis ramanniana AG, 972 nucleotides. RefSeq lists its product as uncharacterized. Gene Ontology annotation, molecular function: tau-protein kinase activity; protein serine/threonine kinase activity; ATP binding. Gene Ontology annotation, biological process: microtubule cytoskeleton organization; protein phosphorylation; intracellular signal transduction. Gene Ontology annotation, cellular component: cytoplasm. The transcript has 6 exons. The record is from RefSeq and is a predicted model, not a curated record. NCBI's taxonomy places the organism in Eukaryota, Fungi, Mucoromycota, Umbelopsidomycetes, Umbelopsidales, Umbelopsidaceae. The coding region runs from base 1 to 972 and encodes 323 amino acids.